AUGACCGCCACACCACUUCAAGCAGCAGUCACCGCCACACCACAGCACACAGGACCCUGUGGUAAUAGAAAAGUAAGAAAGCCUGAUCCCGUCCGGCAGCUGCAGAGGGACGGCAUGCAGACCCUGUACCAUGGCCUGCUGCCUCCCCUGCUGCAGAAAACCUCCGCGAUGGCCAUCAUGUUUGGAUUUUCAAACAAUAUGUCUCGGCUGCUGUCGCUACCUGGCAGCACCCCCGGGCUGGUGACCAGCAGCAUGGCGGCCGUGUUUGCAGGCACGGUGGAGGCAAGUCUGACCCCCUUUGAGAGGGUCCAGACGCUCCUCCAGGACCAGCGGCACCACAUCCGGUAUAACAAUACUUUCCAUGCAUUCCGGACCAUGGUGCGGGAGAAUAGUAUGCGUGAGCUGUACCGCGGCACAGUGCCCAUCCUGCUGCGCAACGGGCCCAGCAACGCGCUAUCCCUCGGCCUCCGCGAGCCCAUCAAGAGCAGCCUGCCUCAGGCUGAGACCCACGCUGGCCGGCUGGUCACCGACUUUAUAUCUGGCGGACUUCUGGGAGCCACGCUGGGCUUCUUGUAUUACCCACUUAAUGUAGUGAAGGCUCUCGAGCAGUCGCAGGUGGGUGGAGCCUUCCAAUCCUCGUGGCAGGUACUGCGCACCAUCUGCAGCGAGCGGGGUGGUAAAUUGACCCACCUAUACCGAGGGGCGCAUCUCAACUACCACCGCUCCCUCCUGUCUUGGGGCAUCACCAACGCUGCCUACGAGUUUUUAAUGUGA
Molecule: messenger RNA, 774 nt
Organism: Paramormyrops kingsleyae
Lineage: Eukaryota; Metazoa; Chordata; Actinopteri; Osteoglossiformes; Mormyridae
Source: RefSeq, a predicted model, not a curated record